Messenger RNA from Truncatella angustata, 1418 nucleotides. RefSeq names its product nucleophile aminohydrolase. NCBI's taxonomy places the organism in Eukaryota, Fungi, Ascomycota, Sordariomycetes, Amphisphaeriales, Sporocadaceae. The transcript has 2 exons. Gene Ontology annotation, biological process: protein deglycosylation. Bases 177 to 1265 code for a protein of 362 amino acids. The record is from RefSeq and is a predicted model, not a curated record. Gene Ontology annotation, molecular function: N4-(beta-N-acetylglucosaminyl)-L-asparaginase activity.
CGCCGAUAAUGGCGAUUAAUCAAAGACAUCGCGGAAGCGGACAUGCUGUAGGACACUUUUCGGACUCUUGUGUUUGGUAUUGUGGUGAUUGAGGAACCAUUGGGGCCGCAUUCAUCUCUUGAAACUACAGGAGCAUUCCAAGGGAACGUGAGAGACGACGCAAGUCGAAUUUCGCCAUGGCGUUCGCCAAAAUGCUCCUCUUGGUCCCUCUCCUGGCAUCUCAAUCGCUGGCGCUCAACUCCCCGGGUUUCCCAUUCGUGAUCAAUACCUGGGGUGGCCCUUUCACCGCAGCCACGGACGCGGCGUACCUCGCGCUGCGAAACGACCCGUCCAAGUCCGCGCUCGACGCCGUGGAGAUCGGCUGCGCCACCUGCGAGGCCAACCAGUGCGACGGCAGCGUGGGCUACGGCGGGUCACCGGACGAGGACUGCGAGACGACCCUCGAUGCCAUGAUCAUGGACGGCGAGACCAUGAAGUCCGGGGCCGUGGCCGCGCUGCGGCGCGUCAGGAAUGCUAUCGGCGUCGCGCGUCACGUGCUCGAGCACACGUCGCACACGCUGAUCGCGGGCGACUUUGCGACAGCCUUCGCGGUGCAGAACGGGUUCGUGGAGGAGGAUCUGGGUACAGAUAGUUCCAGACAGAGCUGCGCUGAGUGGAAAGCGGGCGGGUGUCAACCGAACUAUAGACUGAACGUUGAGCCCAAUGCUACGCUCGCCUGUGGGCCGUAUACGCCGGUGUUGCUGAACUCGACGAGCUCGACGUAUGGAAGUUUGAUUGCGCCGGAUGCGGUGCAGGCUUCGCAUGAUACGAUCUCCAUGAUUGCCAUCCAUUCCUCUGGUGUCAUGGCAGCGGGCACGUCGACGAACGGCGCGUCGCGUAAAGUUCCCGGGCGUGUGGGAGAUGGUCCCAUUACGGGCAGUGGUUCGUACGUCGACAGCGAGGUUGGCGCGUGCGGUGCGACGGGCGACGGAGACGUCAUGAUGAGGUUCCUGCCAUGCUACCAAGCUGUUGAGAGUCUGAGACGUGGACUGUCUCCUCAAGAAGCUGCAAACGACGCGGUUUCACGAAUGGUGAAGAAAUAUCCAAAAAUCUCGAGUGGCAUCGUAGUGGUGGACAAGAAUGGUCAACAUGCUGGCGCAGGGUCGGGCUGGACGUUUACAUAUGCUUACCGAGGUGGAAAUAUGAACGAGACGACUGUAGUUUCAGUACCACCGAUAGAUACAGUCGAGUCUAUUCUGGACUAUCGAGAGCAGAAACAGCUCUAAAAGAAACCAAGCAUGAGUUUUCCUGGGACAACAACCACGAGAAUACUAGAGAGGCUGGGGCGACUGAGAAGAAAAAGAAAAGUUCUGUUUGUUGCAGAUUCAAUAAAGAUACGAUCCUUGAAGUUUAACAUAAUACCACUGAGUUAAUGACUA